AUGGCUUCUAUACAAAGAGUUCCCAUUGUGGUUUUCUUAGUACUAUUGGCAUUAAGCAUUUGUUCUGCCAGAAGGGCUCUACUCACUUUUGAUGCUGGAGGUGGCUAUGGUUUAGGUCAUGGCAUUGGUGGUGGAGGCGGUGGAGGAGGAACAAGUGGUGGUAGUGGAUAUGGAGGUGGAGGAGUAGGAAAUGGCGGCGGCGGUGGUGGAGGAGCUGGAUAUGGAGGUGACCAUGGAGUUGGAUAUGGUGGUGGUGGUGGGAAUGGCGGUGGGGGAGGUUAUGGUAUUGGGGGAGAACAUGGUGGUGGUUAUGGUGGAGGUGCAGGAGGUGGAGCUGGUGGUGGUUAUGGUGGAGAACAUGGCAUAGGAUAUGGAGGAGGUGGUGGAAGUGGCGCAGGUGGUGGAGCUGGGUAUGGUGCAGGAGGAGCUCAAGGAGGUGGAUAUGGCACUGGAGGAGGUGCUGGUGGUGGUGCAGGAGGAGAGCAUGGUAGUGGAUACGGUGGUGGUCAAGGAGGUGGAGCUGGCGGAGGCUAUGGUGGUGGUGGAGAGCAUGGAGGAGGAUAUGCUGGUGGUGAAGGAGGUGGAGCUGGAGCUGGAGGAGGUUAUGGUGGUGGGGGAGAGCAUGGUGCUUCUGGCUACGGAGGUGGAGAAGGAGGUGGAGCCGGAGGAGGUUAUGGUGGCGGGGGAGAGCAUGGUGCGUCUGGCUACGGAGGUGGUAAAGGAGGUGGAGCUGGAGGAGGAUAUGGUGGGGAGGGAGAGCAUGGUGCUUCUGGGUACGGAGGUGGUAAUGGAGGUGGAGCAGGUGGCGGAGGCUAUGGUAAUGGUGGAGAGCAUGGUGGUGGCGAAGGUGGUGGAGCUGGAGGAGGUUAUGGUGGUGGAGGAGAGCAUGGUGCUUCAGGCUAUGGAGGUGGAGCUGGAGGUGGUGCUGGUGGAGGUUAUGGUGGUGGGGGAGAACAUGGUGCUUCAGGCUACGGAGGUGGUGCAGGAGGUGGAGCUGGAGGAGGUUAUGGUGCUGGCGGGGAGCAUGGUGCUUCUGGCUACGGAGGUGGUGAAGGAGGUGGAGCUGGAGGAGGCUAUGGUGGUAAUGGAGGAGCACACGGAGGUGGAUAUGGUAGUGGAGGUGGUGCUGGUGGAGGAGCUGGAGGUGGAGCAUAUGGCAGCGGUGGCGCACAUGGUGGUAGUUUUGGAGGAGGAGGUGGAAGUGGUGGUGGCCAUGGGGGUUAUGUUCCCUAA
Trifolium pratense (red clover) is the source of this 1233-nucleotide messenger RNA. RefSeq names its product glycine-rich cell wall structural protein 1.8-like. NCBI's taxonomy places the organism in Eukaryota, Viridiplantae, Streptophyta, Magnoliopsida, Fabales, Fabaceae. The transcript has a single exon. The record is from RefSeq and is a predicted model, not a curated record. Bases 1 to 1233 code for a protein of 410 amino acids.